AUGUUGUGGUGCCAGCUUCAGGGUCCUGUUGUUCAAAAAAUGAUUAAGAUCUUAAAAGCCCAAGAAAGUGGCUAUUACCCUGCUUCUCAGGACAUUUUCAAGGUAGUAGAAGAUGUUGGCUUUGCUGCCUGCUGGCUAGAGCUGCCUGCCCUUGGAGUGGGCUCUAGUCCCAGCGCACAGGAUGCUCUCUGCGUUUGCAUGGGGAGGAGAACAGAGGCACCCCUAGUGGCUUUAUUGAGAGGCAUGAAAUAUCUCUGGAUGUUGAACGAACCCAGCAUUCCAGAUUCUGCUUUAGCUAUAUAUGAGAAACAGAACAAUUUAGCAAAGGUUCGUGAUGGAAAGGUAAAAAAGAAGCUCUAUAACCUGCAUGACAAAGGAGAAAGACUUGCUAAAAUAUACACAGUGCUGCAAGAAAGUAGCUACCAGAUCCAUCGUCUUGUUGAGGGAAAUUUAAAGCUCUCCAAAGCAGAUUCCUGUUCAGCCUCUUGGAAGAUUUAUGUAGAGUACAUUGAUGACAUUGUAGUUGAUGGUUUGUGUGACACUGUCACGCGUUCUUUAGACUAUUUUGUGCAGAUCACAGAAGAGAGUUUGAAGCCAGCUCCACUUUUUCAAGCACAAAUGAUUCCCAAUGGCCCAGAGAUGCAGUUUAAACCUACUCUAGAUAAAGAGGUUGUGGAUAUGAAGCCUUUGAAAAUGAGCUUGCUGAACAUUAUUGAGAGAUGGAGCUGGAUGUUUAAAGAGUGUCUCCUGAGAUUUGUCAUGGUUAGUCUGGCUGAUAUAGAAGAUUUUAUAGAAGUGACAGAUGCUGGACCUUAAAGAGAGGCAACUGAGGGAGAUUAUUGUGUGCUGGUAGAAAUCAUGGGACACCUCUUGGCUGUGAAGGAGAGGCAGACAACCGCUGAUGAGCUCUUGGAACCUUUAAAAGAGAUGGUUCAUUUUUUAGAACACUAUGGACAGAAGAAGCCAGGCAAAGUUUGUGCCCAGUUAGAGGAAAUGCCUCAAAAAUGGAAUGCCGUUAAGAGACCUGUGUUGGUAAAGCAUGAAGUAACUCCUCCUCAGGCAUCUGAGGUUGCAGUUAUCGGAAGAAAAUGCACCUUACUUGCAAAUCAAGAGCUUGAGAUGCUGGAAAAAGAAAUGUUACUAAUGCAGGAAUCUGUGAAACUGUUUGAAACUAAAGCCCAGUGGAGGCAGAUUAAUGUGCAACAGAUGGAUGUGCAGCUCAGAAGGUUUGCCAAGGAAAUGCAGUCUUCAGAUAAAGAAGUUUGUGCCUGGGAUGUAUAUAGGGGCUUGGAGUUAAAGAUGAAGAAUCUGAUGUCAUCACUGGGAGCAAUAUUGGAGUUGCAAAAUCCUGUAGUCGGGGAAAGACACUGGUACCAGGUCAUGAAUAUGACACGAUAUCAGAACAUACUGCCUUACAGACUUCUAGGACUUCAGCUUCAUGAAGUAGAAGACGAAGUCCAAAGUAUAGUUGACCACGCUGUGAAAGAGUUGGGUACUGAAGAGAUUUUGGCAGAAGUCAGCCAAACAUGGGCUGCCAUGGAAUUUUCUUACAAAGAGCAUCACAGGAAUAGAGCUCCUUUAUUAAAGUCAGAUGAACAGCUGCUUGAAACUUUAGAUAACAAUCAAGUAAGGAUUUAA
Molecule: messenger RNA, 1638 nt
Organism: Leptosomus discolor (cuckoo roller)
Lineage: Eukaryota; Metazoa; Chordata; Aves; Leptosomiformes; Leptosomidae
Source: RefSeq, a predicted model, not a curated record